Castor canadensis (American beaver) is the source of this 2548-nucleotide messenger RNA. The record is from RefSeq and is a predicted model, not a curated record. NCBI's taxonomy places the organism in Eukaryota, Metazoa, Chordata, Mammalia, Rodentia, Castoridae.
GGGCGGCGCGCCGGCUGCGCGGGGGCGUGGCCUGCGGCCAGACUGCGCCGCGGGGCCGGCCUUUGGUGAGGUGGCCGCCGCGCUCUCGGCCCGCCAGGCUGGGCGUCCGCGCCAGCCGCCGCUGGCUUCCAGACAGCGACAGGGCGACCUGUUGGAGUGCGAGAGUCUGCGGGCCCCUGCCUCCGCCGGUCUCGCUUAUUUCGACCGGACCGUUCUGCGGGCCGCGGAGGCCUUCUGGGUUUGCUCAGGACCUGAGUGUUCAUUCCAGUAUGUCGGAGGGAGAGUCCCAGACAGUACUCAGCGGUGGCUCAGACCCAAAAGUAGAAUCCUCCUCUUCAGCUCCUGGCCUGACUUCAGUGUCACCUCCUGUGACCUCUACAACCUCAGCUGCUUCCCCAGAGGAAGAAGAAGAAAGUGAAGAUGAGUCUGAGAUCUUGGAAGAGUCACCCUGUGGGCGCUGGCAGAAGAGGCGAGAAGAGGUGAAUCAGCGGAAUGUACCAGGUAUUGACAGUGCAUACCUGGCCAUGGAUACAGAGGAGGGUGUGGAGGUGGUGUGGAAUGAGGUACAAUUCUCAGAGCGCAAGAACUACAAGCUGCAGGAGGAAAAGGUCCGUGCAGUGUUUGAUAAUCUGAUUCAGUUGGAACAUCUCAACAUUGUUAAGUUUCACAAGUACUGGGCUGAUGUUAAAGAGAACAAGGCUAGGGUAAUUUUUAUCACAGAGUACAUGUCAUCUGGGAGUCUUAAGCAAUUUCUGAAGAAGACCAAAAAGAACCACAAGACUAUGAAUGAAAAGGCUUGGAAGCGCUGGUGCACACAAAUCCUCUCUGCCCUAAGCUACCUGCACUCCUGUGACCCUCCCAUCAUCCAUGGGAACCUGACCUGUGACACCAUCUUCAUCCAGCACAACGGACUCAUCAAGAUUGGCUCUGUGGCUCCUGACACUAUCAACAAUCAUGUGAAGACUUGUCGGGAAGAGCAGAAGAAUCUACACUUCUUUGCACCUGAGUAUGGAGAAGUCACUAAUGUGACAACAGCAGUGGACAUCUACUCCUUUGGAAUGUGUGCACUGGAGAUGGCCGUGCUGGAGAUUCAGGGCAAUGGAGAGUCCUCAUAUGUGCCACAGGAAGCCAUCAGUAGUGCCAUCCAGCUAUUAGAAGACUCAUUACAGAGGGAGUUCAUCCAAAAGUGCCUGCAGUCUGAGCCUGCUCGCAGACCAACAGCCAGAGAACUUCUUUUCCACCCAGCACUGUUUGAAGUGCCCUCGCUCAAACUCCUUGCUGCCCACUGCAUUGUGGGACACCAGCAUAUGAUUCCAGAGAAUGCGCUGGAGGAGAUCACAAAAAACAUGGAUACCAGUGCAGUACUGGCUGAAAUCCCUGCAGGACCAGGAAGAGAACCAAUUCAGACUUUGUACUCUCAGUCACCAGCUCUAGAAUUAGACAAAUUCCUUGAAGAUGUCAGGAAUGGGAUCUACCCUCUGACAGCCUUUGGGCUGCCUCGGCCUCAGCAGCCACAGCAAGAGGAGGUGACAUCACCUGUUGUACCCCCCUCUGUUAAGACUCCAACACCUGAGCCAGCUGAGGUGGAGACCCGUAAGGUGGUGCUGAUGCAGUGCAACAUUGAGUCAGUGGAGGAAGGAGUCAAACACCAUCUGACACUUCUGCUGAAGCUGGAGGACAAACUGAACCGGCACCUGAGCUGUGACCUGAUGCCAAAUGAGAACAUCCCUGAGUUGGCAGCUGAAUUGGUGCAGCUAGGCUUCAUUAGUGAGGCUGACCAGAGCCGGCUGACCUCCCUGCUUGAGGAGACCCUGAACAAGUUCAAUUUUGCCAGGAACAGCACCCUCAACUCAGCCGCUGUCACCGUCUCCUCUUAGAGCCAGGCCCCUAUCUGAGCUGUGGCUGUCCUGAAUGUGCUGCAGCCCUCCUGCCCCUAACCCCCCCUCCCCCAGUCAGUAUUACCCUGUGAAGCCCCUUCUCUCCUUUAUUAUUCAGGAGGGUCUGGGGGCUCCCUGUUUCUGAGCAUCAUCCUACCCCUUCCCCUCUCUCCCUCCCCUCUGCACUUUGUUUACUUGUUUUGCACAGACGUGGGCCUGGGCCUUCUCAGCAGCCGCCUUCUAGCUGGGAGCUAGUAGCCGACCUGCUGGCUCCCGCCCAGCCUGUGUGGACAGGAGGCCCACGGGCACUGGGGGAGCCGAGUUCUACAAUCUCGCUGGGGCUGAUGGGCAGGAGAGGUGGUGCUGCAGUGGUGGUCCUGGGGGGCCAUUCGAUUCGCCUCAGUUGCUGCUGUAAUAAAGUCUACUUUUUGCUAAAAGCGUCGUGUGCUUGCUUCUCGCUGCACAGGGGCAGUGGGCGGUGACCAUAGCCUUGCGCAAGACCUGCUUGGGCCGGAGGGCGGGGCCUAAGUGGAUCUGCCCAGUGGCCGCCUAGGAGGCUGGGCCUCAGGUGGACGGCGGGGCGGGGCCGGGCUCGAGGGCCAGAGGCGGAGCCAGGCCCAGGUAGUGCCGCUCGGCGCGGCACUGAGCGGCGCGAACACGGGAUGAGGGAC